GAAAAAUCCAGAAAACCGCCAUCCCCUGCCAUGCUGCGUGCCACCCUGACAGGCUUGCUGCUGCCGGCGGCUGCGGCGCUGGAAUGCGAGCAAAUUCACCAGGAUGACCGUAUCGACUGCUUGCACGGAGACGAGGACUCGUGCCGCGCAGCUUCGUGCUGCUGGAGCCCAGUGGAUCCUAAUCCGGGGAACCUGCCGUGGUGUUUCUUCAGCAAUCGCACCAUGCAGUCCUGCACGCUGGGCGGGGAUGUCAAGGAGCCUUUCUCGGACGCGGAGGUGGCCGAGGUGCUGAAGCUCUUUGAGGCGAAUCUGGACGCGGAGGGCAGCGGGGAGGUCAUGGCGUCCCCGGACCACGCCACGGGGCCUGGAGGGGACUACUACUUCGCCUGGGCCCGGGAUGGUGCCUUGAGUAUGCACGCCUACCUGCAGACCAAAGGCCUGAAAGGCGCAGAGGAGAAGAUGGAGAAGUGGAUGGCCUGGGUGGAGCGGUCUAUUAACCAACCAGACCCCAACAACAUCGACAUCCUCGUGGAGCCCAAGUACUUGAUCCCCCAGGGCACGCCCUACACGGGCGGCUGGUGCCGCCCUCAGAACGACGGCCCCGGGCUCCGCGCCAUCACCGCCAUGGCGCUGGCGGCGGAGAAGCCUGAAGCGGGCGCCAGGGUGUGGGAGCUGGUCAAGCGGAACCUGGAUUGGGUGGCUGCCAACUACAGCAGUGAGACCUGCGAUCUUUGGGAGGAGGUGCGCUCCACUGACUUCUUCUGGAAUCGCUACACCAUGCGCAAGGCUCUGAUCUUGGGCUCCAGGUUCGCACACUCAGUUGGCAAGGAUGAGGCCAGGGCCAUGAAGUACGAGGCCGCGGAGAGCCGCAUCACAGAAGCGCUGAGCGGCCACUUCGACUCCAAGAGCUUCGUCAUCGAGUCCACGAACCGGCAGAAAGACACCGCGGUGAUCGAGGCCUUCAACGUGGGGGACAUGGGCGACGGCUACUGCGGGUCCCUCACCAAGCCGGUGAUAGUUACGCUGUCAGGCCUCAGCGACUUGUUCUGCAAGAGCUACGCCGUGAAUCAGAAGGCCGCUGCGGCUGGAAUCCCAGGAGUUCUCUUCGGUCGCUAUGAAGGAGACAGCUACGACGGCGGCAACCCUUGGGUUUUGCUCACCGCCUCCGUUGCCACACUGCUCUACCGCCAGGCCCAGGAAUUUCCGACUACAUUGAUGGGGAGCGAGGACAAGGAAAUGCUGAAGAAGCUCCUGGGUCGCGAGGUGACGGUGCAGAAUUUGGUGGGCGCAGGGGAUGCACUCCUCCUUCUCAUGAAGAAGUACUUGACCAACGGAAUGCACAUGAACGAGCAGAUCGAUCGCAAUGACGGAAGCCUGAAAUCUGCCAAGGACCUGACCUGGAACUACGCAAACGUCCUGAAGGCCAUGAACGCACGCAAGGCGGCCCUGGCCACUACGACCCUGGUGAUCUGAGGCCGGCAGCUGAGCGGGUCAAAAAGUGGGUACCCAAGUGGAUCGAAGGACUAAAGCCUGCGAUGCCUGCGGUUUUCUGGUGGCUUAAUUUUGACACUCUGUGUGUCAAAACCAAGCCCACAGGCCAAAGAGGUGGUUUUCUUUUGGUGGCCC
Molecule: messenger RNA, 1626 nt
Organism: Effrenium voratum
Lineage: Eukaryota; Dinophyceae; Suessiales; Symbiodiniaceae
Source: the annotation of a GenBank genome assembly